Molecule: messenger RNA, 933 nt
Organism: Pongo pygmaeus (Bornean orangutan)
Lineage: Eukaryota; Metazoa; Chordata; Mammalia; Primates; Hominidae
Product: olfactory receptor 4K3-like
Biological process (GO): G protein-coupled receptor signaling pathway
Cellular component (GO): membrane
Molecular function (GO): G protein-coupled receptor activity; olfactory receptor activity
Source: RefSeq, a predicted model, not a curated record
AUGGCCUGGAGCAAUCAGUCUGUGGUAACCGAAUUCAUACUACGGGGUCUGUCCAGUUCUUUAGAACUCCAGAUUUUCUACUUCCUGUUUUUCUCCAUAGUCUAUGCUGCCACUGUGCUGGGGAACCUUCUUAUUGUGGUCACCAUUGCAUCAGAGCCACACCUUCAUUCCCCCAUGUACUUUCUGCUGGGCAAUCUCUUCGUUGACAUGUCCCUGGCCUCAUUUGCCACCCCCAAAGUGAUUGCAGACUUCCUUAGUGAACACAAAGCCUUCUCUUUUGAAGGCUGCAUGACCUGGAUAUUCUUCCUACAUCUCUUAGGAGAUGCUGAGAUUGUACUGCUGAUCUCCAUGUCCUUUGAUAGGUAUGUGGCUAUCUGUAAGCCUCUAUGUUACCUAACAAUCAUGAGCCGGAGAAUGUGUGUUGGGCUUGUGAUACUUUCCUGGAUUGUCAGCAUCUUCCAUGCUCUGAGUCAGUUAGCAUUUACGGUGAAUCUGCCCUUCUGUGGACCCAGUGAAGUAGACAGUUUCUUUUGGGACCUACCUUUGGUGAUUAAACUCGCUUGUGUUGACACAUAUAUUCUGGGGGUGUUCAUGAUCCCAACCAGUGGCAUGACUGCCCUGGUGUGCUUCAUCCUCUUGGUUAUCUCCUACACUAUCAUCCUGGUCACCGUUCGGCAGCAUUCCUCUGGUGGAUCCUCCAAAGCCCUCUCCACGUGCAGUGCCCACUUUACUGUUGUGACCGUUUUCUUUGGCCCAUAUUUCAUCUACAUGUGGCCUUUCACAAAUUUCCCAAUAGACAAAGUACUCUCAGUGUUGUAUACCGUAUUCACUCCCCUCUUGAAUCCAGUGAUCUAUACCCUUAGGAAUAAAGAUGUCAAGUAUUCCAUGAGGAAACUAAGCAGCCAUAUCUUUAAAUCUAGGAAGACUCCUUAA